Molecule: messenger RNA, 1984 nt
Organism: Homarus americanus (American lobster)
Lineage: Eukaryota; Metazoa; Arthropoda; Malacostraca; Decapoda; Nephropidae
Gene: ATP6AP2
Product: renin receptor-like
Exons: 7
Coding region: 45-1013 (322 amino acids)
Biological process (GO): positive regulation of Wnt signaling pathway
Cellular component (GO): membrane; external side of plasma membrane
Molecular function (GO): signaling receptor activity
Source: RefSeq, a predicted model, not a curated record
ACCCGUUUUCCUUGGUUGUCUAUUGAUCCCCAGGCAGUCCCAAGAUGGCCAGUCAGGUGAUCGGGUCGGUGGUUCUCCUCUCCUUACUCUCCUCAGUUUACUGUGGAGAGCUAACUGUGGCGUUCUCCCCACCAACGGUGAGGUUUGGUUCUGGGGGGAUCCUGCGUGCCACUGACCUAGAUGAUGUUUUAGCUGCCUCCCUCGGUUAUACUCCUGCCCAGUCGUCCCCAUGGAAAGGGUUAACCAUCACAUCACCAUUUUCUGCACCUACCGCAGCUGUGGUAGUGGAGAUUCAUGGUGGUGGUGCCAGCAUCAGGCAGGAAGGUUCAACAUAUGGCUUGAAAGAAGACACAUCCAUAGAUGACGUCUUCCACAGACUUAAAAGUGUGUAUGGUUCCAGAGCUCAGAGGCACACGCUCUUUAAACGUAUCAUCAUUACCGACAGGUCAGGGGAUGACCGCAUUCAACACUCCAUUCCUGCAACCAAAGUUCUCAACAGCAGUCUAGAACCAGAUGGAACUUUCCUCAGUGAGAUGUCUGCCCUUUUCCUCACUGCUCAGUUAGCUGAGGAAAUAUCAACAGCCCCACAUGGAGGUCAGGAUGUCAUUUUCCUAGAGGUGGACUCUCUGUCACAGGUGGUGAAGACGUAUGGUCUUGGUUCUCCCCAGGUGGUUGAAGCAUGUGACAUCCUGCGGACCGAGUUGGCAAAAGUGACCGACUACAUGCGUCGUUUAUACAAAGAUCGUGUGUUGGUUGUCUCGGCCACUGUUGACCAGUUAGAAAAAAUCACACGUAGCACUCGCUCCAUCGUACAGCAGUUUGAGGAUUCCGCUCUGAACAUUGCUACUGAGUACUCAUCAAACUACCCUGCAAUCUUUAACAUUAUUCUCUGGCUGAGUAUUAUUCUAUUCCUCGCUGUUCUUGCCACAUCAGUAGCAAUGGCUACAAUGGAUCCUGGUCGUGACUCCAUCAUCUACCGCAUGACAAACCCACGCAUGAAGAAGGACAACUGAGCUUCUUUAAUGCUAGAAUAUCCAUUUCAUGUUCAUUGGUGCGUAUUUUGAGCACAAAAACAAGAUCGCUUGAUGCAAGUGUUUUUCUGAAAGUUAACGGUUCAACUCUUUAAAGGAUAAGUUUUUGGAUGAAAUAUAAUUUCUUUAAUAUCUAAAGGAAAUUUGACUUGAGCCGUCAGUAUUAAGCACAAAAGCAGCUUAUUCAUAUAUGUGGGGUAAAUAAUAGUAAUUUUUUGUUGAGAGGGAGAGGUGAGAGGACACACUUUACACAGAAAAAAUAUUGUAUAAUUAUGAUAACCAUAAUGUGCAGUACAUCAUAUAACUCUGGUAGAUGCAUUGCAAGUUCAUUGAAGAACAGCUUUAUGUAAAGAAACAUUAAAAUCAAUCAUUCUCAACACUGUACCAUUGUGAACAUAUUGGCCCCUUGUAAUGGUCACGUAUUUGUGAAACUUGUUGUCUAGGACAUCAUUUUGAGAGCAACUUUAGUAGAAUAAAUUUAUUUUAUUUGGCCCAUAAUUCCUUAGUGGUAAUGGUAAAUAUUGAGAACAAUAAUGUAUUCAUGUUAAUGGCUUAAUAACAAUGCACAGUUUUGCAGUUAAGAAUAAUUAUCAUGUUAUAUCGUAGCUGUUUUUUGGCUCUUUCAGAUAGAUAUAUUCCCAGUCAUACUAUAUUUAUUCUGUUGAAAAUUUUCAGUAAAUAAUCAUUAAAUGACACAGAGCCUGCAUAUUUUGUCCUUACUUUGUGUCAUGCUGCACUCUUGUUGAAAUAGUCAAUGUGUUUUGUUAUAUUGUACAGUACAGUGGAAUAUUAAACUGAUAAUAUCUGUGACAUUCCAUGGGAACUUUGUAGAUACUGUAUUAUGAUUUAGACAAUUUUGGCGCAGCAUUUCAAAAGUUGUUAGGUAUUCUCUUGUAUAUUUUAAUACUUCUGUAUAUAUUGUGUAAAAGGUGGAUUAAAAUUGUAUUGUACAA